UGGCCGGGCCCCGAGGCCCCGCCCCGAGACCCCGCCCCCCGUUUCAGGACCGUUGGCACCGGGCUAACGGUUCCACCACGUCCGCCGCCCUGGACGCCCGCAGCCUGCCCCUCCCUGCCUCUCCUGCGCCGAUACACUUCGAGUGGAUUCUGGCCAUUUGAGCAUUCUCUCCAACUCUCCUAUCCCCAGUCUGCCCCCACGGGGGUCUCCCCCACCUCUCCCCCGUCCCACAGCCUAAACCCCUCUUCGCCCUGAACCUCCCUUUUCCUCAUGUGGUGAAUGGGCACUGGCCCCGCUCAGACUCCCAGGAGCACCAGAGCUGGCCCUGAGCCAAGCCCUGCCCCACCAGGACCUGGGGACACGGGUGACUCAGACGUGACUCAGGAAGGCUCAGGUCCUGCUGGCAUCCGCGGAGGUGAGACGGUGAUCAGAGCUGGGAUGGGAGACUCCCCAGGCAGAGGGGCACCCGAGAGGAGGCACAAGGCCCAGCCUGGCCGGGCUAGGAAGUAUGAAUGGAGACCAGAAGGCCCCACCAGCAUGGGCAGCCUCGGCCAGAGAGAAGAUCUCCAAGAUGAGGACAGGAACUCAGCAUUCACCUGGAAGGUCCAGGCCAACAACCGCGCCUACAACAGGCAGUUCAAGGAGAAGGUGAUCCUGUGCUGGCAGAGGAAGAAAUACAAGACCAACGUCAUCCGCACGGCCAAGUACAGCUUCUUCUCGUUCCUGCCGCUGAACCUGUACGAGCAGUUCCACCGCGUGUCCAACCUGUUCUUCCUCCUCAUCAUCAUCCUGCAGAGCAUUCCCGACAUCUCCACGCUGCCCUGGUUCUCGCUCAGUACCCCUAUGGUCUGCCUCCUCUUCAUCCGUGCCACCCGGGACCUGGUGGACGACAUGGGGAGACACAAGAGUGACAGAGCCAUCAACAACAGACCCUGCCAGAUUCUGAUGGGGAAGAGCUUCAAGCAGAAGAAAUGGCAGGAUCUGUGUGUGGGGGAUGUGGUCUGUCUCCGCAAGGACAACAUUGUCCCAGCCGACAUGCUCUUGCUGGCCAGCACGGAGCCCAGCAGCCUGUGCUAUGUGGAGACGGUGGACAUUGACGGGGAGACCAACCUGAAGUUCAGACAGGCCCUGAUGGUCACCCACAAAGAACUGGCCACUAUAAAGAAGAUGGCGUCCUUUCAAGGCACAGUGACGUGUGAGGCGCCUAACAGUCGGAUGCACCACUUCGUGGGGUGCCUGGAAUGGAAUGACAAGAAAUACUCCCUGGACAUUGGCAACCUCCUCCUCCGAGGCUGCAGGAUUCGCAACACAGACACCUGCUAUGGACUGGUCAUUUAUGCUGGUUUUGACACAAAAAUUAUGAAGAACUGUGGCAAGAUCCAUUUGAAGAGAACCAAGCUGGACCUCCUGAUGAACAAGCUGGUGGUUGUGAUCUUCAUCUCCGUGGUGCUUGUCUGCCUGGUGUUGGCCUUUGGCUUCGGUUUCUCGGUCAAAGAACUCAAAGACCACCACUACUACCUCUCGGGGGUGCGUGGGAGCAGCGUGGCCGCAGAGUCCUUCUUCGUCUUCUGGAGCUUCCUCAUCCUGCUCAGCGUCACCAUCCCGAUGUCCAUGUUCAUCCUGUCCGAGUUCAUCUACCUGGGGAACAGCGUCUUCAUUGACUGGGACGUGCAGAUGUACUACAAGCCGCAGGACGUGCCUGCCAAGGCCCGCAGCACCAGCCUCAACGACCAUCUGGGCCAGGUGGAAUACAUCUUCUCGGACAAGACGGGCACGCUCACGCAGAACAUCUUGACCUUCAACAAGUGCUGCAUCAACGGCCGCGUCUACGGGCCGGAUUCAGAGACCACGACCCGACCUAAGGAGAACCCCUACCUCUGGAACAAGUUCGCCGACGGGAAGCUGCUCUUCCACAACGCGGCCCUGCUGCACCUCGUGCGGACCAACAGGGACGAGGCCGUGCGGGAGUUCUGGCGCCUGCUGGCCAUCUGCCACACGGUGAUGGUGCGGGAGAGCCACCGUGAGUGCCCAGACCAGCUGUUGUACCAGGCGGCCUCCCCCGACGAGGGGGCGCUGGUCACCGCAGCCCGGAACUUCGGCUACGUGUUCCUGUCCCGCACCCAGGACACCAUCACGAUCAUGGAGCUGGGGGAGGAGCGGGUCUACCAGGUCCUGGCCAUAAUGGACUUCAACAGCACGCGCAAACGGAUGUCGGUCCUGGUUCGAAAGCCAGAGGGCACCAUCUGCCUGUACACCAAGGGCGCCGACACGGUCAUCUUCGAACGCUUGCACAGGAGGGGGGCAGUGGAGUUUGCCACAGAGGAGGCCUUGGCUUGGAGACGUGGUUUCACCGUGUUGGUUAAGCUGGUCUCAAACUCCUGGCCUCAAGUGAUCCGCCUGCCUCGGCCUCCCAGAGUGCUGGGAUUACAGGCCUUUGCCCAGGAGACCCUGCGGACACUGUGCCUGGCCUACAGGGAGGUGGCUGAGGACAUUUACGAGGACUGGCAGCAGCGCCACCAGGAGGCCAGCCUCCUGCUGCAGAACCGGGCACAGGCCUUGCAACAGGUGUACAACAAGAUGGAGCAGAACCUCAGGCUGCUGGGAGCCACAGCCAUCGAGGACAGACUCCAGGACGGCGUCCCUGAAACCAUCAAAUGUCUCAAGAAGAGCAACAUCAAAAUAUGGGUGCUCACCGGGGACAAGCAGGAAACGGCUGUGAACAUCGGCUUCGCCUGCGAGCUGCUGUCAGAGAAUAUGCUCAUUCUGGAGGAGAAGGAGAUUAGCCGCAUCCUGGAGACCUACUGGGAAAACAGUAACAACCUUCUAACCAGGGAGUCCCUGUCGCAGGUCAAGCUGGCCUUGGUCAUUAACGGAGACUUCCUGGACAAGCUGCUGGUGUCCCUGCGGAAGGAGCCGCGCGCCCUGGUGCAGAACGUGAACAUGGACGAGGCGUGGCAGGAGCCCGGCCAGUCCAGGAGGGAUUUCCUCUACGCCAGGCGCCUGUCCCUGCUGUGCCGGAGGUUCGGGCUCCCGCUGGCUGCACCGCCAGCCCAGGACUCCAGAGCCCGCCGUAGUAGCUCCGAGGUGCUGCAGGAGCGCGCCUUCGUGGACCUGGCGUCCAAGUGCCAGGCGGUCAUCUGCUGCCGCGUGACGCCCAAGCAGAAGGCCCUGAUCGUGGCCCUGGUCAAGAAGUACCACCAGGUGGUGACCCUGGCCAUCGGGGACGGUGCCAACGACAUCAACAUGAUCAAGACCGCGGACGUGGGCGUGGGGCUGGCGGGCCAGGAGGGCAUGCAGGCAGUUCAGAACAGCGACUUCGUGCUCGGCCAGUUCUGCUUCCUGCAGCGCCUCCUGCUGGUGCACGGCCGCUGGUCCUACGUGCGGAUCUGCAAGUUCCUGCGCUACUUCUUCUACAAGAGCAUGGCCAGCAUGAUGGUGCAGGUCUGGUUUGCCUGCUACAACGGCUUCACCGGCCAGCCCCUGUAUGAAGGAUGGUUCCUGGCUCUUUUCAACCUCCUGUACAGCACCCUGCCAGUUCUCUACAUUGGGCUCUUUGAGCAGGACGUGAGCGCAGAGCAGAGCCUGGAGAAGCCGGAGCUGUACGUGGUGGGGCAGAAGGACGAGCUCUUCAACUACUGGGUCUUCGUCCAAGCCAUCGCCCAUGGUGUGAUCACCUCUCUGGUCAACUUCUUCAUGACACUGUGGAUCAGCCGCGACACGGCAGGACCCGCCAGCUUCAGCGACCACCAGUCCUUUGCGGUCGUGGUGGCCCUGUCUUGCCUGCUGUCCAUCACCAUGGAGGUCAUUCUUAUCAUCAAGUACUGGACCGCCCUGUGCGUGGCGACCAUCCUCCUCAGCCUUGGUUUCUACGCCAUCAUGACUACCACCACCCAGAGCUUCUGGCUCUUCAGAGUAUCCCCCAAGACCUUCCCGUUUCUGUACGCCGACCUCAGCGUGGUGUCCUCUCCCUCCAUCCUGCUGGUGGUCCUGCUGAGUGUGUCCAUAAACACCUUCCCUGUCCUGGCCCUCCGAGUCAUCUUCCCAGCCCUCAAGGAGCUACGUGCCAAGGAGGAGAAGGUGGAGGAGGGCCCCAGCGAGGAGAUUUUCACCAUGGAGCCCUUGCCUCAUGUACACCGGGAGUCUCGUGCCCGCCGUUCCAGCUAUGCUUUCUCCCACCGUGAGGGAUAUGCAAACCUCAUCACUCAGGGCACAAUUCUGCGGAGGGGACCAGGGGUCAGCAGUGACAUAGCAUCUGAAUCCCUAGACCCAUCUGAUGAAGAGGCAGCUUCGAGCCCAAAGGAGUCACAUUAGCACCUCAGGAAGAUGACCUUCCUGGGAAGAAGCAGCACCAGCCAGUUCUGCUGCAAUUCAACCAGCAUGCAGGGGGCCUUCCUCUAAAGACAAGGACUCCACAUGCUUUUCUUUUUCUAAUAAACCAGGGUCCAUCUGACCCCAGCGCUAA
Molecule: messenger RNA, 4462 nt
Organism: Gorilla gorilla gorilla (western lowland gorilla)
Lineage: Eukaryota; Metazoa; Chordata; Mammalia; Primates; Hominidae
Gene: ATP8B3
Product: ATPase phospholipid transporting 8B3
Exons: 30
Coding region: 280-4311 (1343 amino acids)
Biological process (GO): phospholipid translocation; Golgi organization
Cellular component (GO): plasma membrane; trans-Golgi network
Molecular function (GO): ATP hydrolysis activity; magnesium ion binding; ATPase-coupled intramembrane lipid carrier activity
Source: RefSeq, a predicted model, not a curated record